Messenger RNA from Chaetomium strumarium, 2548 nucleotides. RefSeq lists its product as uncharacterized. Gene Ontology annotation, molecular function: phosphatidylinositol binding. Gene Ontology annotation, cellular component: ruffle membrane. The transcript has 2 exons. Gene Ontology annotation, biological process: regulation of ruffle assembly. The record is from RefSeq and is a predicted model, not a curated record. The coding region runs from base 1 to 2277 and encodes 758 amino acids. NCBI's taxonomy places the organism in Eukaryota, Fungi, Ascomycota, Sordariomycetes, Sordariales, Chaetomiaceae.
AUGCAUCGCGUCUCGGCUCUGCUCCCUUCGUGGGACCGAUCGAAACAAACUGCCCCCGCGCCGCGGACGCCCGGUGCACUGGAUAAGGUCUUUGGCUGGGCCGAAAAGAUUGUCGUGCCCAUCAACCGAAACAGCACGUCGACUGCGCCCACAGCACCCACCCGUUACGGCCGAGAAACAUAUUGGCCGACCACGCUCGACAAGGAGUGCGACAAGGCCGCCAGGAUCAUCAAGUCGUUCUGCUUCGAUGGCUUCCUCUCGCAGGAUUCCGAGCAGUCCGACACCAACAUAGCCGAACCGACGUCGACACCGAGUUACAUCACCAAGAAGAUCCCCCCUCGAAUAAUUCAAAAUGCCGUCGGUCUCGCUGUCUUCUCCUGCAUGCGGUCUGGCCUCUGGAUGUCGGGGUCCGGGGGAGCGGGCAUUAUCAUAGCGCGGAAGGCCGACGGGACAUGGUCGCCGCCGUCUGGGAUAAUACUCCACACUGCUGAGUUGGCCUUCGUCAUGGGUGUCGACAUCUACGACUGCCUCUUAGUGAUCAACAGCGUCCAGACCCUGGAGCUCUUCACCCGCGCUAAGCUAAUACUAGGCAACGAUGUCAACCUGGCCGUGGGACCACUUGCUGCUGAGGGACUGCCGGAGCCUGAGAUCAGAUGGAAGGAGAUCAACGACACUGUAUUGACGUACGUGAAGGCUAGAGGGAAGCACCAGGCCGUGCAGCUUGACGGGUCGUUGGUCACGGAGCGUGGCAACGAAAACGAACGCUUUUACUGUGCCGGCGUUACCAUCCUUGACGUCCUGGCCGGCAACGUCCCCAAGAACGUCCCUGAAAUGCGCCCACUAUAUGAGGUCAUCAAGGCCGCCGAGGGCCGUUCUGACUAUGACAAGGGACUGAUGGACUGGCUCGCCCAGCAGCCAGCACCCGGUGAUGCGCAGAUCGAGAGUCCAACGGAAUCCAUCGCAUCCCCAACAAAACAAGCGUUUGGCGUGCCGGACGCCAACGACCCGGAUCCCUUUGGCGUCAUCAGCCUGGAAAUGGCAGGCAUUGAGAUCCGCGAAGCGGGCACCAAGCUGCGACCAACAAGCACACAGUUUGAGUACCACCCGAGCCCGAACAGUCCCGUGUAUGGAAGAUUCAGCCGCCAGAGCAUGGAUACGUUCGUCUCGAGAAGCAACCGGGGCAGCUGCAUGUCGGCGAAGACACAAAACACAACAAUGACUGACGCGUUCACACAGACGGAUGUGGCCAGCACCGCCGACACAACUUACAGCCGCGCCAAUAGCGACGACGGGAAGGACAGCGUGGAGAGACUCCCCACGGUUGUAGAGCCGGGGGAGGUGGAUUACACCAAGGUCGACACGAGUAUCAUCGAGCGGCUGAAGCGGAGGACGGUCGAAAUUCCAGCGUCAAAACCGGCCCCUGCUGUCGAGACCAAGGAGGCAACGGUCACCGCGGGAACGCAAACUGCUACAGAUGCUAAACAAAGCCAAGAGGCGCCGAAACCCGGCAACCCGGACACGCCAAUUGAGAGCCUGAGUCUCAAAGCCACAGACGAGCUAGACGCCGAGGCCGAGGCCGACGAUGAGGAGGAGGAAGACGAGGACGAGACCGAGGAUGAAGAGCCGAUCAUCUGUGAAGUCGCGACAGCGUCGGCAGCACGGAGUUCCGUCUCGUCUCAAAUCACCCAAGUUAUCCAAGCCAAGGGCGCCAUCGUUACCAUCCCGAAGAGGAUACCGCCGCCGUUACCUGCACGGAGUCCCGCACGCGCCUCCCGAGGAAGCAAGAGCGAGUACGGUGAUGUGUCCUCGCUCAAAAGCCCUGUCCGCAACUCCUUCCUGUCCAUCGAGUCGCGGGCCUCUAUGGAGUCGCGGGUUAGUGACACCCAGUCUGCUGAGGUGGCCUCGGUCGACGAGAAGACUGCGACCGAAAAGCCAACGGGUGAGGAAAGCUCUUCAACGCAGAGAUCUGUCAGCCCAAGACAUCAGAAGAACUCAUCGUCAGUUUCCACCGCCGUAGCACUGGACAGCAUAUCUCGGAGGACGAGCAUCCGCUUAGAGAAGAAAGAGAGCUCGCCGCCUCCUCCUGUCCCGCCUACACCACAAAAUCUGGAGCCCGGUUCCUCAGCCGACGACGAAUCGGAAAGAGAGCCUAGGACGCCCCAGAUGACGGAGACGGAUUUCGAUGCUGCUUCUGAACACCAAACUGAACACAAGCCCAAUAAAGAGGCUCGUGAGAGUGUCAAGAUCGUCUCAGGCUCCCCGACAGAGAGCUUCUGAGCGAGAGAACCUGGUGGUGCCACCAGGUGGUCUGGCGGAGACCCGGUUCGUAUUUGUAUGACAGACGGUUGCCAAGGCAAGGCGGGCGUUGAUAUUUGUUGAGGUUUUGGAUACCCAGGCUGGGCGGGCUUUUUUUUCUCUCUCCAUGUGGCAUGAUGCACGGAGACGGAAGGGGGCUAUGCAUAUGGCAUAUGAUAUUAGCGAGGUGAGGAAAGGUCCGGCGAACCGUGUCUGUCGGGCGCCCAUUCAUGUUUCCGUAUGGGUUUGCGGU